AUGACGCUUGCGUUGACUAGCACGAUUAUGGAUCAUGGGUUAAGUAAGCGGAAUCCUACACUCUGCUUAGUAGACAUGGCUACUUCGUACGUUCCGUCUCAUGCUAGCAUCACUCAUUCACACCCAGGCUUCAAUGGUGUGUCGGCGGGAUAUCCUCUGAGUCAGGCCGUUGCUGCAGCUACCCACAACCGCGGAUCUCAGGAACAAAGUGUAUCGGACAUGUUGAGCCCGUUCAUGGACACAACCCACAUGGGUGGUAUCAAACUAUCCCCACCUCACGUAAUGCCAGGAGACCUGACGGCUCAAGGAAACCACCAGUUCCCUUCCCAGACAAAUGGGUACGGCGUUUCUCAUCCUCAUCAUCAUCAUCACGGUCACGUCAGCAGCUAUGCCGCCCUUAAUGGCAACGGUCCAUCUCAUCAUGGAAUGUUCGUUCCCUCCUCAGCUGCACUUCAUGUUGCCCAUCAUACGGGUGACCCGGCAUCCACUCACGUGCUAUUUCUUGGGUUUGAUCACCCGUCAGCACAUCACGCGGGGCACGUGAACGGCCAAGUAAGGCUUUCUCUUUCCAGUACAGACAUGUAUGGCCGGGCAGACACCUUCAAUCAAAUGACCGGGCCAAGGACAGAUCACCUGCCUGCUACUUAUGGGCCAAUGAAUAUGGGGCACAUGAAUAUGGGACCCCAUGGUCCUGGGGCCUUUUUUAGAUAUAUGCGUCAUCCCAUAAAGCAGGAAAUAACGUGCUUAUGGGUUGAAUCAGAUGAACCAACAUUACACAAAGCAUGUAACAAGACUUUUACAUCGAUGCACGAGAUAGUCGCCCAUCUGACGAUAGAUCAUGUGGGGGGAACAGAAUCCAAUAACCACGCCUGCUUUUGGCAAGACUGUCCUCGCAAUGGGAGACCUUUUAAAGCCAAGUACAAGCUGGUCAACCACUUACGGGUGCACACGGGCGAGAAGCCUUUCCCUUGUCCUUUCCCCGGCUGCGGCAAAGUGUUCGCUAGGAGCGAAAACUUGAAAAUCCACAAAAGAACACACACAGGUGAAAAGCCUUUCAAAUGCGAAUACGAGGGAUGCGAUAGAAGGUUCGCUAACAGUUCUGACCGUAAAAAGCAUUCCCACGUGCAUACGAGUGACAAGCCUUACAACUGUAAAAUCCGAGGCUGUGACAAGAGCUACACACACCCGAGUUCCUUGAGAAAACACAUGAAGAUCCACGGAAAGUCAUCACCGCCACUAAACGCUCUUCCUCCGGGUUCUGCUGGGAGUAAUACUUCUGGUUCGGGCUACGACAGCGACACUCCGAGCAACACCACGAGUGGAAAAUGCGCUAGCCGAAAUAGUCUAGUCGGAUCAGGUGGACGAUCUGCGAUCACGGGCCUCAGGACAUUACCCGUAGGCCAGUCCAAUCCGCCUCACAGUUUAAGUGCGUGUGGACCUACAACAAAUUUAAGUGAGUGGUACAUCUGUCAAUCGGUAGGGGGCAUGUCAACCCCACCUAGUAACGAACAUUCGCCCUUUGGUGGAGUCGCGGCUCACGAGUACCAUCUCCACAAAGCGUCUGCGUACUGACCACCGGUCACUCCUACCAAGGUAGGACAGCCUUUGUUUAGGUAUAGACAUUCCCUUCUAACCCUAUACACUUAUGUGGUCGAGUGAAAAGUGUGGGCCUACAUUUGUUUGAAAACUUUUGGUCACUCCAACGAAACGACUAUAUUUUUUUUCUCGUAUAGGUGAAAUAUUUAACUGAGUGACAGCUUGCUCGACUUUACAGAAAGGAUUUGUUUUUAAGACAAUA
Molecule: messenger RNA, 1798 nt
Organism: Limulus polyphemus (Atlantic horseshoe crab)
Lineage: Eukaryota; Metazoa; Arthropoda; Merostomata; Xiphosura; Limulidae
Product: zinc finger protein ZIC 4-like
Exons: 2
Coding region: 1-1572 (523 amino acids)
Biological process (GO): central nervous system development; regulation of transcription by RNA polymerase II
Cellular component (GO): nucleus
Molecular function (GO): DNA-binding transcription factor activity, RNA polymerase II-specific; RNA polymerase II cis-regulatory region sequence-specific DNA binding
Source: RefSeq, a predicted model, not a curated record